UUAAUUCGCAACCCACUAAAUAAAUUGAAUCCUGCUGUUCUGGCGUGAGGUAUAUUCUCCUAUAACUCAAAACAUUUCUUAAUGAUUUUGCUUUUGUUCUCAAUUUCAAUAAAAUGAUUGUUAUUCACAAAAAUUCUUGAUCAAAAUUGAUCUUUUCAAGUUUUAUUUUGAGCUGCGCAUGCUAUUCCCAAUAUCUCUGCGAAGACAAACCCAGAUGGACAGUUUGCGCUCAUUUUACCCUAUUAUCCUUAUCUACAAUUGAAGACUAUCUAUUUUGAAAAAAUGGAGUCUGCAUCGGGGAAUCAAACUAGCAGUCCAUGUUCACAAUCACCCCUCGAGUGUCCCGACUGUGGGAUCAAACUGACAGGACAGACCCCUGAACUACCUUGUGGACAUUGCAUCUGCCUCAUAUGCGCCGAGAAGCUAGAGAAAAGAACAGAACAGAAGUGUCCGGUGCGACAGUGUCGCAGCCAUCAAACUAGCUUCGAUGAGCGUAUCCGAGUUUCAAACUUGCCAGUGAGGCCCAUAAUUGCCUUCAUGAUACCACCUCCUCCAUACGAAGAAAGACCCGAAACUCCAUCUGUGAAUUGCUGCGAGAAACACCCUGGCAAGGCAGUUCAAUUCUAUUGCAACCCAUGCUCCAGUGCAAUAUGUCAAGUUUGCUGGGAACAAGAUCAUAAAGACUGGAAAUCUCACGGAGUCACAACCAUGAACGUUUACUUGGAGCCACAGCACAGAAUCCAGUCACGAAUCUCAAAUUACAGAGAGCAUUGUGAGAAGCUAAGUGAAUUUUUACAGGAGUGGCAGGCUGUUGUGGCUCAAAUUGGGACAGUUGAGCGGAAACAGGAAUCCGUCUUGAGAAGCAAAUCAGCGCGUGCGAUUGAAGUGAUGUCAAUUGAUGUGCGAAAUUCACUGAAAUGCCAGAUGGCUGAUAUUCAGAAGUUCAAGGCUAAAUUACUUGAUCAAUUCGGUAAAAUUGAGCGUUCGUUUGAAGACAUAUUCGGCUACAUAGUGGCGACUCGUGAGGAUGAUUGGAGUUCUAGCUCCGUGGUUGGUGGGCAAGGGCAGCUGAUUGCAGAGGGUGGCAUUAGGGUGUCAACUAGUGAUAGUAGGCCAAGUGAAGCUGAUGGGUGGAGUAACGUUGGAAGUGGCAGUUCAGAAGGAGGGAUAAGUGUAGGAAUGGAAGAGAAUGUGGGGAGAGGGGCUGUAGAAAAGAAGGGCGAGAGGAAGGAGAGAGUGUUGGUUGGAGUGAAAAAAACAGGGAAGUGGAAUGGGAAAAUUUGGUGUGAUAAGGCAGUAUAUAAUUGGGAGACAAGAGAAGUGAUGUGUUUUAACUGGGGAGAAGGAAGUGUGAUUAGUGUAAUUGGUGUGAACGAGGCCAAUGACAAGUUGGAACUGAAGAGGACGAUGGAGUGGAACAAGAUCAGGGGAAAUAAAGAUCGGUUGUUGGACAUUUGUAUGGACGAAGUAAACAACACUAUGUAUGGAGUGGUUACACAGAAGGAAGGAGAAGUGAAGAGAGUGGAGGAGUUGGACCAGUGCAGUCUGAAGAAGAAAGGCAGCAGUAACACUGAGUUGGACACAAGAGGACUGCUCAAUGGGGAGAGUGUACUUUGGCGCUUGGUAUCAAAGAGAGACACAAUCGCAUUGGCAGUUAGAGGUGGGUUUGGUAAUCAUAAGUGGGAUAGUGUGGCCAUUUACAGAAAUAGAGUGAGAAGAGUCCACACUCUGUCACAUCUGGACAUUAAAGUGAAGGGAUUUAUGUAUUUGAGUGGUUGUGUGUUGGUCAAUGAGACCACUCUCCUUCUCAGUUGUGGAAUUGAUGGAAAUAAAGUGGCAGUGGUCUCAUUGCCACUACAAUCACUUCACAAUCAAACAAGUUCUUCUUCGUCCUCACCCUCCUCUUCUGCAGACAGUACAGCGAAUGUGAAGUAUGUGAUCCUCACUGGAGUGGAUAAUGUAUGGUCCCUUGUUUGGACACCAUUUGGACAACCACACGAAGGAUAUCUAUGGCUCAGGGAUUAUAGGAUUGAUAACACACAUGUGUACAAAGUAGACCUCGAGACAGACUUGAAGAAUGUGGAAACUGGACAUGAGACACAACUACAAGUGCAUAAAAUGUCACCCCUAGAGAACAAACUCACUCCAUUGUGUUCUACUGAUGACUCAACCAUUUUUGCAAUCAGUGAAGGAGUUUUUUCUAGAGGUUACCCAGUACUUAUUAAACUAAAGUUUUCUUCCGCAUGAACUCAUUGUGUAUUCCUGUUCAUUACCAGUGACCAGCUCAGAUCAUCUCAACACUCAUAUUAGCUUCAAAUUGAUUCAAACUAUGAGCCUGAAGACAAACUUGCGUCAUUGUCGCGCACAAAACCGCAUCCGGACAAGGACCGCAUUUAGUUCUAUAAACCGACAGAGCAUCCUGAUCAUUACUUGAUUCAUUUCCGGAAUAAGAGAAUUUAAACUGUUUAAGU
Molecule: messenger RNA, 2471 nt
Organism: Symsagittifera roscoffensis
Lineage: Eukaryota; Metazoa; Xenacoelomorpha; Acoela; Convolutidae
Exons: 3
Coding region: 283-2247 (654 amino acids)
Molecular function (GO): zinc ion binding
Source: RefSeq, a predicted model, not a curated record